AAAUGUUUUACUAUAAAAGCGUUGUCCUUAAACCUAAUAUACUCAUCAGAUUACUCACUCAGUCAACUUACUUCCUUGCUCGUGUCUUCAAUUCAACAUUGCUCAACGUGCUCAGCCAUCUUCGUCUAUGGAGGUGUUAUCUAAUCUGCUUCACGGCCUCGCAGAGGCAAUUCAAAUUGUCCAGCAACAGGUUGAUCAAAUCGUUGAACGGGAGCGGCGAGCAGAAGCUGAGCGGGAACGACGCGGAGGGGCAGAACCAGAUGUGA
Meloidogyne enterolobii is the source of this 266-nucleotide messenger RNA. The record is from the annotation of a GenBank genome assembly. NCBI's taxonomy places the organism in Eukaryota, Metazoa, Nematoda, Chromadorea, Rhabditida, Meloidogynidae.